Molecule: messenger RNA, 1108 nt
Organism: Staurois parvus
Lineage: Eukaryota; Metazoa; Chordata; Amphibia; Anura; Ranidae
Source: the annotation of a GenBank genome assembly
GGAAAGCCAGGAGAACCAGGACCACCAGGAAGAGAGGGAACACGAGGACUUCCGGGUUUCAAGGGCCACAGAGGUGAUGCUGGUCUUCCUGGGUCCAGGGGGGAGCCCGGUGUACCAGGACCUCCAGGGCGAGAAGGAACAUCAGGAAAAGAUGGAGACCCUGGACCACCGGGACAUCAGGGGCCGAGAGGAAUCCGCGGACCCACCAGGUAAGAAUGGAGUAGCUGGCCCUCCAGGGAACACAGGACCUCCGGGCAUGAUGGGCCCCAAAGGAAGCAAAGGUGACACAGGUGCUGCUGGAAUCCCUGGAUUUCAAGGACCUAAAGGGCCACCGGGAGAAUCCGGGGAGAGUGGUCCACCUGGUAAAGAGGGUUCUGUUGGAAAAUCAGGUGAUCCAGGACCUAAGGGAGAGAGGGGAGAGCCAGGUAACAAAGGAGAUAAAGGCAUGCAAGGAGAGAAAGGUCCACCAGGAGAACCUGGAAAACCAGGACACAAAGGUCACACUGGACUCAUGGGCCAAGCUGGCCCACCAGGGGAAAGAGGAAUAUCGGGCCCACCCGGGUCACCAGGAGUUCCAGGGCUGACUGGGCCAAGGGGGGAACCUCCUUCAAUGGAAACACUAAGGAGACUUAUUCAGGAGGAGCUGGGAAAACAGCUUGAUGUAAAAUUAGCCUACCUCAUGGCUCAGAUGCAGCCAGCACAUAUCAAAUCAGCUCAGGGGAGGCCAGGAGCUCCAGGAUCUCCUGGGAAGGAUGGAAUUGAUGGCAGGCAAGGACCACCAGGAGAGCCGGGAAUACCAGGACUUAUGGGACCUGAAGGGCCAGCAGGACCAAUGGGUCCAAAAGGUGAAAGGGGAGCUAAGGGUGAGAGAGGAGAAUUCGGAGUUGGACAGAGAGGUGAAAUAGGUCCUCCAGGAAUCCCAGGUAUUCCCGGAGAACCUGGCUAUGCCAAAGAUGGAAUCCCAGGUAUCUCAGGUCCUCAAGGUGAACCAGGGAUACCAGGACUGCUGGAGCUCAAGGCCCUCCAGGCCCCAAUGGACAGUGCGACCCAUCACAAUGCGCGUAUUUUGCUAGCCUGGGAUCCAGACCUGGUAAUGUCAAAGGGCGGU